Molecule: messenger RNA, 414 nt
Organism: Metarhizium robertsii ARSEF 23
Lineage: Eukaryota; Fungi; Ascomycota; Sordariomycetes; Hypocreales; Clavicipitaceae
Product: Primosome PriB/single-strand DNA-binding protein
Exons: 3
Coding region: 1-414 (137 amino acids)
Biological process (GO): positive regulation of helicase activity; mitochondrial DNA replication
Cellular component (GO): mitochondrial nucleoid
Molecular function (GO): single-stranded DNA binding
Source: RefSeq, a predicted model, not a curated record
AUGUCGUCCUUCCUUCUCCGUCGUGCCACCGUCGCCUCUGCUGGCGCUGCCCGCUCCUUCAGCACCUCCUCGCCGCGAUCCGUUGCCCGCAUCUCCAUCAUUGGCAAUCUUGCCGAUACCCCCGAGAUCCAGCCCACCAGCAGCGGUCGCGAGAUCCUCAAGUACGCUGUCGCCAGCAACACUGGCCCCAAGGACAACCGCCAGACCAGCUGGUUCCGUGUUACCAGCUUUGCUGAGGGUCCCCGAAAGGACUUUUUGCUGAGUCUGCCCAAGGGUGCCAUGGUUUACGUUGAGGGUGAUGCUACGAUCAGCACAUACCAGGACCCCAAUGGCCAGACUCGCAGUGGCCUGAAUAUUGUUCAGCGCAGCAUUGAAGUUCUCAAGCGACCCCAGAACGCCGGCCAGAGCGAGUAA